Molecule: messenger RNA, 525 nt
Organism: Tripterygium wilfordii
Lineage: Eukaryota; Viridiplantae; Streptophyta; Magnoliopsida; Celastrales; Celastraceae
Product: protein FAR-RED IMPAIRED RESPONSE 1-like
Exons: 2
Coding region: 1-525 (174 amino acids)
Biological process (GO): regulation of DNA-templated transcription
Molecular function (GO): zinc ion binding
Source: RefSeq, a predicted model, not a curated record
AUGGAAUCCCGUAUUCCAUUGAUACUAGGAGGUAUGUCAACAACUCAAAGAAGUGAGAGCAUUAAUGCAUUUUUUGAUGGUUAUGUGAACUCCAAGACUACACUAAAACAGUUUGUCGAGCAGUAUAAUAAUGCUCUGAGGGACAAGGUUGAAAAGGAAAGCCUUGCCGAUUACAACUCUCUUCACAAGCAGCUCGAAUGUGAAACUUCUUUAGAUAUGGAAAAACAUAUUCUCAAUUUGUAUACUGAAUCGAAGUUCAAGGAGUUCCAAGUUGAGCUGUUUGGGAUGAUGUACCGUGGGAUUAUAUUGGUUGAGAACAAUACGGAGUUCAUAAUGUUUAAUGUUGAAGAAGAUAUUGUGUUUGGCAGGAAAGGUAUGAAGAAAAUAGUGUUUACUGUGUUUUUUGAUGAAGUAACAUGCUUGGUGAAGUGUAGUUGUUGCAGCUAUGAAUUUAGAGAAAUAUUGUGCAGGCACGCAACCAUUAUGUUAAUCAGGAAUCGUCAAUAUUUGGUUCCAGCUCAGUAG